This is a messenger RNA of Acaulospora morrowiae, 751 nucleotides long. Lineage: Eukaryota; Fungi; Glomeromycota; Glomeromycetes; Diversisporales; Acaulosporaceae. The record is from the annotation of a GenBank genome assembly.
UAUUCCUCAUGGUGGCGGGGGUCCUGGUGUAGGUCCUAUUGGAGUGAAAUCACAUCUUAUGCCUUUCUUACCAAAACAUCCUAUCGUAGAGACCGGUGGCGGAAAGGGCAUUGGUCCCGUAGCUGCGGCACCUUAUGGCUCUGCAAACAUUUUACCUAUUUCUUGGGCCUAUAUUAAGAUGAUGGGUGGAGAAGGACUUAAAUCCGCAACUCAAUUAGCAUUACUCAAUGCCAACUAUCUAGUACGUCGUUUGGCUAGUCAUUACAAGAUUUUAUAUACCAACAAAAAUGGCAUGUGUGCACAUGAAUUUAUUGUUGACAUUGGUCCUUUCGGAGGCAGCGCGAACAUACAAGCUAUUGAUAUUGCCAAACGUCUCCAGGAUUAUGGUUUCCAUUCUCCGACAAUGUCUUGGCCGGUUGUUAAUUCCUUGAUGAUAGAACCGACCGAGUCCGAAUCGAAAGCAGAACUGGAUCGUUUUUGCGAUACGAUGAUUUCAAUUAGAAAAGAAAUUAGUUCGAUUGAACAGGGUUCACAACCAAAAGAAGAUAACGUGCUUAAGAACUCGCCACAUACAAUACAAGUUUUGGUUAAGGAUACGUGGGAUAAAUCAUACACGAGAGAAGAGGCUGCUUUCCCUUUAAAAUAUUUGAGGGAGCGAAAAUUCUGGCCAACUGUUGGAAGAGUUGAUGAUGCUUUCGGCGAUAAGAAUCUUAUGUGCUCAUGCCCUCCAAUUGAAGAUUAUAUAGAAUAA